Manis javanica (Malayan pangolin) is the source of this 1919-nucleotide messenger RNA. Lineage: Eukaryota; Metazoa; Chordata; Mammalia; Pholidota; Manidae. The record is from RefSeq and is a predicted model, not a curated record.
GUGCUCACAGUAUGACGGAGCUCAGGGCCCUCACACUGCUGCUGCCUGCCCUGCUGGGCUGGGCCAGCGGCCAUCCCGCCCGCGGGAGGAAGAGCUUCAACAAGCUGCUGCUGAUCUCCUUCGAUGGCUUCCGCUGGGACUACGACCAGGAUGUGGACACCCCCAACAUGGACCGCCUGGCCCUGCAGGGUGUGAAGGCCAAGUACCUCACGCCGCCCUUCGUGACAAUGACCUCCCCAUCCCACUUCACCACCAUCUCAGGUCGCUGGAUUGAAGACCACGGAGUCAUUCACAACAUGAUGUUUAACACAGAGACAAACUUGAAACAUUCCUUCAAGACCACACAGAACAAGACUGAGUGGUGGGACAAUGGUGUCCUGCCCCUCUGGAUCACAGCGCAAAGACAGGGGAGGAAGACGGCGUCAUUCCACUAUCCUGGGGGAGGUGCUAAGUACAAAGGGGAAGCUGUUCAACGGUCGUUGGUGGAGUCCUACACUCACCCAAACAGCAAUGAGACAGAGUGGAGGGAGAACAUCGAUAUUGUCAUGAACUGGUUCACUAAGGAAGACUUUGACUUUGUGACUCUGUACUAUGGAGAGCCAGAUAACGUGGGACACCAAUUCGGGCCCGAAACAGAGAACAGAAGGAUGAUUAUUCAGCAAAUCGACAGAACCAUCGGGUACCUGGUGGAAACCAUAGAGAGGUAUAGCUUGACUGAGCACCUCAAUGUCAUCAUCACAUCAGAUCAUGGCAUGACCACAGUAAAAAAGAAGCCCAAUGUCACUGAGAUCCUCUUGACCAACUACAUCAAGUUCAGGGAUAUGAUCAAGUUUCAUAUUGUGGACUAUGGUGGCUUUGGGAUGCUCCUGCCCAAACCAGGGCAAGAAGAAGCCGUUUACCAAGUACUGAAGAAUGCACACCCUCACCUCAAUGUGUAUAAGAAGGAGGAAUUUCCAGAACGCUUCCAUUUUGCUAAACACCAGCGGGUACUGCCAAUAGUGAUGUAUGCUGACUCUGGUUACAACAUCAAUGGGCAACUUAUAAUAUAUUUCAACAAAGGAGACCACGGCUUUGACAAUGUCUACAUGGACAUGAAGACCAUAUUCAGAGCUUUUGGGCCAGAUUUCAAGAAGAAUCACCUCACUGAGCCUUUUGACAGCAUCCACAUCUACCCACUCAUGUGUAAGCUCCUGGGGAUUACCCCCGAGCCCCACAACGGCUCCCUGGCAGUCACCCAGGAAAUGCUUGUAGACUCUUAUGACCAGCAACCAGGCAGCCCCGUGGGCCCCGCAGUCUGUCCUGCUUCCCCUCAAGGCAGAACGCCACGGAAAGGGGGGAACCGCUUCCCUGCCUCCCUGUGCCCACCUCCGAGGUCCCUCAGGAGAGGCGCUUCCAGGGCGCAGCCUUGGGCAGUGCGGGGUCGGGACCGCCGGGGCGGCCCGCCUGACCGGACUCAGGGCGUCUCUGGAAACGUUCCGGCUGCUGGCGACGGUGCGGGGAGCUCGCCUUGCGCCCCCUCCGCAGGGAGACCCCUGCUCACCGCCCGCGCCGCCCCCGGCCGUCUCUCCCCGCCCUCCAUUCGGGACCAGCUCUUGCACCGGCGCCUUGACCCGAGCGCGCUUCUCCAAGGAGAGGCAGGGCGGCACCGCCCGGGCCCGCGGCCCCUGGGCCUGAGGAGGCGGCUUGCGGGCGGCGGGGCUCCCUCUCGCCCAGGCGGAGGGGACGUGUCCGCCCAUGCGGGCCUCACCAAAAGACCCCCGAGGAGGUGCAGGGACCUCCUCGAAAAUGAUUACCUGGCGCUUGGCGUGACUGGACGCCGCCAGAGAGGCGACGCCGCCCGCCCUGCACGAACCUGGCGCCAAAUUGUGGGCUCCGCCCCUUCAGCGCUUGGCCCCGCCCUGUCCCCGCCCUCGCCCUAA